AUGGCGGAUGAAGAAGACGAUUAUCUUUCCGACAAGUUCCUGGUCGAGGCGCCGGCCCCAGCGACAAAGACUACCAAGACAUACUCCCAACGUAGACGAGAUGCGGAGAAAGAAGGACAGAUAAAGAUGCUCGCGAACAGGAUGAAGAGCCGUCGCGAACGCGAGCUCGAAUCGAGGGAAGAGGGGCUCAGCAAGAGUUUGUUUGAUCGCGCCGAGGAAGAGAAAGCGUCGGGUAUUCAAGGCGGAAGUAAUAAGGCGUUGGCGAUGAUGAUGAAGAUGGGAUUCAAACCCGGAGAAGCGCUGGGCAAGAAGGAGGAGCUACCACAAGCCUCGACAUCUGAAACUUCCUCGGACCCUGCGUCGGGGACUGCUACGCCCGAAGAGCGGAAAUCUAGGGCGACGCACAGGAUAGAGCCCUUGCCGGUCAACGAAUGGACAGGCAGGAAAGGUAUUGGACUGGGCAAGAGGACGUUGUCCCCCACAUCUGCGGAGAGCCUGGCGAAGAAGUCCAAACUGUCUGAGGACAUCGGCAAGGUGGAUUCGUUCCGAGACCGUGCACGCCGCGAGCACGAGGAAAGGCGUGCAGAAGGUAUCCUUACACAAGCGCAGCGGACGUGUUGCAGCCUGGACGAGAAGGCUGGAAUGAAUUUCAACGUUUUCUGGCUGAACGCCAACGAUCCGGACACGGUACCCGCGCCGCUGACAGAAGCGCUCAAAAUGCACGAUCCGCCGAUAUUGGUCGUACCCCGAAGGGCGGUGGACGAUACCUACGAAUUUCGUCUACGGCGGCAAAUGCAAGCCGAUGCUUUGCAGCCUCUAGAUAAGGACGCGGACACGGACUUACCGGCCAAAGAGAACGCUGAAGAAGAGUUCUCAACAGAAGCCGUGGAACAAGCGGCACAGUUCUUACAGCUUCCGGCGAAGGACAAACUAGGGAUGGUCUUGGACUACCUGCGACGGAAGUAUUCGUAUUGUUACUGGUGCGGGACCCAAUACGUCGACACGAAUGAUAUGGAACAGAACUGCCCGGGACCGACAGAGGACGAUCACGACUGA
Punctularia strigosozonata HHB-11173 SS5 is the source of this 1056-nucleotide messenger RNA. RefSeq lists its product as uncharacterized. Bases 1 to 1056 code for a protein of 351 amino acids. The record is from RefSeq and is a predicted model, not a curated record. The transcript has 4 exons. Lineage: Eukaryota; Fungi; Basidiomycota; Agaricomycetes; Corticiales; Punctulariaceae. Gene Ontology annotation, molecular function: nucleic acid binding. Gene Ontology annotation, cellular component: kinetochore.